GUGAACAAACUGAUGAAUGUGUGCAAUUUUCUUGGUACUUAAAAAGUUUAGCAGUUAAGCGAAUUAGCUGAUCUAAGCCAUGGCCAGUGACAAUCAGUACACGUUUGUCCAACUGUGCAAUGCCACCGGGUGCACCCUCAUUUACACUGGUCAAAUCGACUGGCAUGGUGGCAUUGGACCUGCUCCAUACCCACAAAGUAUUGCCAACGGAGAACAGGGUUGGUUUCUUCAUGUCAGAUCUGCUUCACAACCUGGUUCAGAGGGGGCCGUCUGCUAUCGCGGCGUCGAUGUAAAUCGAACCGAGUUUAUUUGGAUUGUGUACUGGAUCAAUCCUUUUAAUUCCCAGAACAAAGUAUUUGCUGUAGUCCUUCCAUCAUCAAGCAAUGUUGAUUGGGAUAGGAUCAGACAAGAAAUUGCUGGAACUGAUAGCACUAAUGGCGAUUUUACUGGAUAUUUCACCCAUGCGUCAAUUGAUAUUGAUGGGAAUUUCCCUACAGCCAAGGCAGUAGUCACCAAAAAUGCCAACAACUAGGCUGCCAGCUGCCUCUACUCAUAUAGUCAUAUAUAUAUGUACACAAUUAAUAUGCAUGCAUGCAUGCAUGCAUAUGUAUGUUGUGUGAUGGUUUCCAUAUAGAAAACAAAUGGUGUGUGGUGUGUGGAAUAAUGCCAUGAUAUAUAUACGGCAACUUUUAUGUUAAUUUUAUCGUAUGUUAAAGCUGUCUGGCUGAUGACAAUCAUAAUUAAUAUGUCUAUGUAAGGUGUGAUGUGGAAUAAUGCCAUUAGAUAUGGCAACUUAAUUUGAUGAUAUGUUAUCGUGUUUCAAACGAAAUAUUAUGAAAUUAUGUUAUAGUUUCGUCUUGAAA
Messenger RNA from Ziziphus jujuba (common jujube), 863 nucleotides. Its product is annotated as 23 kDa jasmonate-induced protein-like. Lineage: Eukaryota; Viridiplantae; Streptophyta; Magnoliopsida; Rosales; Rhamnaceae. The transcript has 2 exons. Bases 80 to 532 code for a protein of 150 amino acids. The record is from RefSeq and is a predicted model, not a curated record.